Molecule: messenger RNA, 1843 nt
Organism: Pan troglodytes (chimpanzee)
Lineage: Eukaryota; Metazoa; Chordata; Mammalia; Primates; Hominidae
Gene: TUB
Product: TUB bipartite transcription factor
Exons: 13
Coding region: 64-1749 (561 amino acids)
Biological process (GO): protein localization to cilium
Cellular component (GO): cilium
Source: RefSeq, a predicted model, not a curated record
CAGGUCUUACUAUGCAGCCUGAAGUGGGACCAUCCCUUAAACCCACUCCAUCCUGUGGCCACGAUGGGGGCCAGGACACCUUUGCCUUCUUUCUGGGUUUCUUUCUUUGCCGAGACAGGGAUUUUGUUCCCAGGAGGCACUCCCCGGCCCAUGGGAUCUCAGCAUUCAAAGCAGCACAGGAAACCUGGGCCCCUGAAACGGGGCCACCGAAGAGAUCGGAGAACAACCAGGAGGAAGUACUGGAAGGAAGGAAGGGAGAUCGCUUGUGUCUUAGAUGAUGAGGGCAGAAACCUGAGGCAGCAGAAGCUUGAUCGGCAGCGGGCCCUGCUGGAGCAGAAGCAGAAGAAGAAGCGCCAGGAGCCCCUGAUGGUGCAGGCCAAUGCAGAUGGGCGGCCCCGGAGCCGGCGGGCCCGGCAGUCAGAGGAACAAGCCCCCCUGGUGGAGUCCUACCUCAGCAGCAGUGGCAGCACCAGCUACCAAGUUCAAGAGGCCGACUCACUCGCCAGUGUGCAGCUGGGAGCCACGCGCCCAACAGCACCAGCUUCGGCCAAGAGAACCAAGGCGGCAGCUACAGCAGGGGGCCAGGGUGGCGCCGCUAGGAAGGAGAAGAAGGGAAAGCACAAAGGCACCAGCGGGCCAGCAGCACUGGCAGAAGACAAGUCUGAGGCCCAAGGCCCAGUGCAGAUUCUGACUGUGGGCCAGUCAGACCACGCCCAGGACGCAGGGGAGACGGCAGCUGGUGGGGGCGAACGGCCCAGCGGGCAGGAUCUCCGUGCCACGAUGCAGAGGAAGGGCAUCUCCAGCAGCAUGAGCUUUGACGAGGAUGAGGAGGAUGAGGAGGAGAACAGCUCCAGCUCCUCCCAGCUAAAUAGUAACACCCGCCCCAGCUCUGCUACUAGCAGGAAGUCCGUCAGGGAGGCAGCCUCAGCCCCUAGCCCAACAGCUCCAGAGCAACCAGUGGACGUUGAGGUCCAGGAUCUUGAGGAGUUUGCACUGAGGCCAGCCCCCCAGGGUAUCACCAUCAAAUGCCGCAUCACUCGGGACAAGAAAGGGAUGGACCGGGGCAUGUACCCCACCUACUUUCUGCACCUGGACCGUGAGGAUGGGAAGAAGGUGUUCCUCCUGGCGGGAAGGAAGAGAAAGAAGAGUAAAACUUCCAAUUACCUCAUCUCUGUGGACCCAACAGACUUGUCUCGAGGAGGGGACAGCUAUAUCGGGAAACUGCGGUCCAACUUGAUGGGCACCAAGUUCACUGUUUAUGACAAUGGAGUCAACCCUCAGAAGGCCUCAUCCUCCACUUUGGAAAGUGGAACCUUACGUCAGGAGCUGGCAGCUGUGUGCUACGAGACAAACGUCUUAGGCUUCAAGGGGCCUCGGAAGAUGAGCGUGAUUGUCCCAGGCAUGAACAUGGUUCAUGAGAGAGUCUCUAUCCGCCCCCGCAACGAGCAUGAGACACUGCUAGCACGCUGGCAGAAUAAGAACACGGAGAGUAUCAUCGAGCUGCAAAACAAGACACCUGUCUGGAAUGAUGACACACAGUCCUAUGUACUCAACUUCCAUGGGCGCGUCACACAGGCCUCCGUGAAGAACUUCCAGAUCAUCCAUGGCAAUGACCCGGACUACAUCGUGAUGCAGUUUGGCCGGGUAGCAGAGGAUGUGUUCACCAUGGAUUACAACUACCCGCUGUGUGCGCUGCAGGCCUUUGCCAUUGCCCUGUCCAGCUUCGACAGCAAGCUGGCGUGCGAGUAGAGGCCUCUUCGUGCCCUUUGGGGUUGCCCAGCCUGGAGCGGAGCUUGCCUGCCUGCCUGUGGAGACAGCCCUGCCUAUCCUCUGUAUAUAGGCC